AUGUCGAACGCGGGCGCCAGCAUGUACGGCAGCAGGCCGAGUGAGGACGCUGGACUGCUGACGAAUGAGCGACGACGACGAGGGAUCCCGCUCGCGCUGCAAGGAGCGAUCGUGAUGGCGUUCGGUUUAAGUAUCGCGUACCUGAUGUAUAAGCUCACGACGGAGGACGACGACGAGUUGAAGGUGGUCCACGCGCGCGAAACAAGUGAUUUCCCGUGA
Messenger RNA from Ostreococcus tauri, 219 nucleotides. RefSeq names its product unnamed product. The coding region runs from base 1 to 219 and encodes 72 amino acids. NCBI's taxonomy places the organism in Eukaryota, Viridiplantae, Chlorophyta, Mamiellophyceae, Mamiellales, Bathycoccaceae. The transcript has 2 exons. The record is from RefSeq and is a predicted model, not a curated record.